Molecule: messenger RNA, 519 nt
Organism: Didymodactylos carnosus
Lineage: Eukaryota; Metazoa; Rotifera; Eurotatoria; Philodinida; Philodinidae
Source: the annotation of a GenBank genome assembly
AUGCAGCUGAAAUUCGGACUACUUACGCAUGCAAAAAAAUUCCUAACAAUCACUGAACUAACUGAUACAUACGUUCCAUCGACAGUUAUUUGGCGGUAUACGCGAGAGUGUUGUAUAUUUAAAUUACUUAACAAGGCACCUCGCGUUCGGAAUAUCAAUAUACUUUUUGCAUUUCGUUGUCUAAUUGCUGAUAUACUCAAUCAGCUCAAAGGAACACAAAAAAAGUCUCUCAACAGAAAAUUUCAAAUGUAUUGUGGUCAAGCAAAAGGAAAAGAUGAGCUAAAAACAUUAUUAGCCAGUAUUAGAGAAUUUAUUUCAAUGAAUUCAUUUUUAUCGACAAGUAAAAAUCGAGACGUAGCAAUUUCAUUUGCUAAAUCUGGAGAAGAAUCUCCAGCGAUUCUAUUUGAAAUUGAUAUUGAUACAUGUCAGUUGACAAAACCGUUUGCUGAUAUAACCAACAUGAGUUAUUUUCAGACUAAAGAAGAAGUACUUUUUAUGCUUAUAUCAUAUUUCGAAUAA